AUGUUGAAACUUUUGAUAAACAACAGAGACAUCUCUCAAGAUUUUAUUGAUUCUGCAAUUUGUUCACCGAAAGACUUCAAGUGGCUGAGCCAGAUGAGAUAUUAUAUGAAUCAAGAUUCCUUAAUCUCUAUACAAUUAUUCCACUACUCUGUGGACUAUGGUUAUGAAUAUUUGGGAAAUUGUGGACGUCUUGUCAUCACACCCCUGACAGUCAGGUACCAACGUGCAGUUUUUGGAGCAAUCCAUCAUGUAACUGGUUCAGCACCCGAAGGACCUGCAGCUACUGGUAAAACUGAGACUGCCAAAGAUCUUGCUAAGGCUCUUGCAAGGUACUGCAUUGUUUUCAAUUGCUCAGACAGACUGGAUUAUGCUGCUUUGGUGAAGUUCUUAAAGGGUAUGGCCUCCUGUGGUGCCUGGUGUUGUUUCGAUGAGUUUUCUCGUCUAUCUCAAGGCGUUUUGUCAGCAGCUGCACAUUAUCUUCAAGCGGUUUUGAGAGCCAUAAGGGCUGGUCAGGACACUGUCACUCUGGAUGGAACUCAAUUGAGAUGUAGUGCUGAUUGUCAUGUUUUUGUUACGUCUUUGCCUCCUGAUGUUUAUAGAGGACGAUGCAGUCUUCCUGACAACAUCAAGGCACUGUUUAGACCGAUUUCGAUGAACGUAGCAGACUACAGCAUAAUUACUGAAAUAGAACUGUACACCUACGGUUGCUUAAAAGCCAAAGAACUUUGUACAAAACUGGUGCUCUUUUACAAAUUACUGGACGAUCUGGUGCCGACACAGAACCAAUACGAUUUUGGUCUUAGAAAUUUAAAAGCAGUUCUACGACUGACUGGUGAGACUCUCCAGAAUGGUUCCAAGGAAGAUCCUGAAAACAUCAUUGUGCAGAGUUUAAAAAUUAAUCUUCUAAAAGAUACAUUUUCAUCAAUUGAUAUUCAACAUGAAGAAAUUGUUGAUGUUUUUGAUGAAGCCGUUAAAAUUUGUUGUGAAAAUUCGAAAUUACGAUUUGGACACAAACUUUUAUCGAAGGUGAGACAAUUGUACGACACUAUACGUUCUCGUCAUGGCCUAAUUGUUUUAGGAUCACCGAUGUCAGGAAAAACUACAAUUUGCAAUUUACUUGCAGAAACUUUGGGUUUCCUUAAUAAAAAUGGUAAUUUAAAUGAAUACAAAGUAUCAAAAGUUAUUAUUCAUCCAAAAGCAGUAACAAUUGCGGAAUUAUUUGGAGAAUUCGAUUCGGCACGAGAAUGGCGCGAUGGAAUCCUUUCGAUAAAUUAUAAAUUAUUUGCAAAUGGCAAAAAUGGAAACAGAAAAUGGAUAAUUUUCGACGGCACCAUGGACUCCAUAUGGGUAGAAAAUCUGAAUACUGUCCUGGACGACAACAAAAAAUUAUGCCUGAUGUCCGGCGAGAUUGUUCCUUUGCCGCCCCUGACAAACCUGAUCUUCGAAACUGUUGACCUGGAUCUGGCGACACCAGUAACAAUCUCAAGGUGCAGUAUAGUUUACCUCGACGAUCAGUUCAUCAACUGGGAAGACCUGGUGCCAACCUGGAUGAGCACUUUGCCAAGUCGUAUAAUUUCUGGACCACACAAAGAUACCAUUAUGGGUUUGCUGAAAAGAUUUAUCAAUCCAUUGAUUUGGUAUAUAAGAAAUGGAGGGCUUAAGCAAACUGUAACCAGCACUAUUAUAAAUUUGGUGAAGUCGCUGAUGAGUAUAUUUGAUUGCUUUAUGAAUGAUUUUAAUAAUGAGAAGUAUUUGGAAACGCUGCAGGAUUUGGAUAUCAGAGCUCAAUUAGAAGGUUCUUUCUUUUUCUCCUGCAUCUGGUCAUUCGGAGGCGCUCUGGACGAGUCCAGCAAAUCCAAAUUCAGCGUUCUCUUCAGAGCCUUACUUGACAAAGAAUUUCCUGCUGACGUCAAAGAACUCCUAAAACUUCCUGAAGACUUGUGUGCAUCACCAGCAAAACCUUAUAUAUACAUCAUGCCCAAAGAUGGAAACAGCGUAUUUGACUUCAAAUAUAUCAAAGAGGGGAAAGGUAAAUGGCGUCCCUGGUCUGAUGAUUUAGCAAGUAAUCCAGCAGUUAUACCCAGAGACAUCCCUGUUAGCCAAAUUAUUGUACCAACGACUGAAACCAUGAAGUUGUCUUGGUUGCUAUCUUUGCUGGUGCCGAAUAAGAAGCCUGUUUUGUGUGUUGGACCGACAGCAACUGGAAAAACAUCAUGUAUAGCGAACUACUUGAUGAAAAAAAUUGAUACCACCACAAACGUACCAUCUGGUUUAAAUUUUUCAUCCAGCACAAACGCUGCUGACGCCCAAGAAUUCAUAAUGUCGCGUAUAGAUAAAAGACGAAAGGGAAUUUAUGGUCCACCUUUGGGUAAACGUUUACUGGUUUUUGCUGAUGAUAUGCAUUUGGCUGUCAAACAAGACCAAGAAUCGACACCAGAUGAUCCUGGAUCAGCUUUAGAAAUUUUAAGGGGUUGGUUGAAUAAUGGUACGUGGAAGGAUUUGAAGACUGGAUCCGAUAUUUUGAUACAGGAUGUGCAAUUAUUAGGUGCUGCAACAAUUACAAGAAGCCGUUGGGAAACUGAUUCACGAUUUACAGGACUUUUUACAGUGAUUUCUUUAGAAGCUUUUAGGGAUAACAUCAUUACGACUAUUUAUAGCAAGAUUGUACUUUGGCACCUGGAUACAAGGGGAUUUUCUAAAGAAUUUGAUCCUUGUAUUUCUGAACUGGUAGGCGCAACUUUAGCAGUAUACAAUGCAACCAAAAAUAAACUUUUACCAACACCUUGCAACCUACAAUACAAGUUUAACUUAAGAGAUUAUUGCAGAGUUAUACAGGGGGUCCUUUUGUCGGUUCCUGAAAGCACUGAAGGACUUUCUGCUAUUAAAAGGCAUUGGGUGCAUGAGGUGGUACGAGUAUAUGGUGACAGAAUGACUAACUUGGAUGAUAAACAAUGGUUUUAUAAACAAUUAGUCGAUGUGGUGCAGCAGGAGUUGCAUGAAACGUUGGAUAAAAUAUUUGCAGACUCUACCACCGAGGAAGAGGUAAGUAGGAAUGGAUACAGUUAA
Molecule: messenger RNA, 3066 nt
Organism: Ctenocephalides felis (cat flea)
Lineage: Eukaryota; Metazoa; Arthropoda; Insecta; Siphonaptera; Pulicidae
Product: dynein heavy chain 7, axonemal-like
Exons: 20
Coding region: 1-3066 (1021 amino acids)
Biological process (GO): microtubule-based movement
Cellular component (GO): dynein complex
Molecular function (GO): dynein light intermediate chain binding; ATP binding; minus-end-directed microtubule motor activity
Source: RefSeq, a predicted model, not a curated record